UCUCACUCUCCAAUUUCGUUUCUAGUGAGAGAGAAAUAUUUUGAUGCUCUCAACAGCUAAAACCUUACCAACACCUGUCUCACUCUUGUUUAUUUUUUUUCUGUGGGUUCGGUUUGUUUUCUGAGUUAAACUUGUUUGUAUUCAUUAUCUUCACUUUCUCACACUCAGCUACAUAUCUGUGUCACUACCACCAUAGAGAUGAUAUAAAGAGCAAUACUCCACAAGGACCCACUUCUCCUCCUCUCUUCUUCUUUUCUCACUUGCUCUUGUUGUUGUUGGUAUUAUUAUUACUAUUACCAUUCUCUGUUCACUUCUUUCUUCUCCAAUCUCCAUACUCUUUCUUUUUUCUCCUUCAAGGAAUUCUGAUGUGGGAGAGAGGAGGCUCUCUCUCUUGUUCAAGAGAGCCUACCUGAUUUGAGAUUGAGAAAGACUUUGUUUUUGUUUUUCUUUCAAGCUUUUUUUCAUUCUACUUUCAGACAAUCUUGUGUGGGUUCUUUGAUAAAAGUCAUUUUCUAAUCUGGGUUUGGUCUUUAAUUAGUUAAUGGCACUUUCUAUGUAUAAUCAUCAUCAUCAUAAUAAUAAUAAUCAGAGAGAACCUUCAUCAACUUCAUUGAAACAACAACAGCAGCAGCAGCAACAAAUGGAUACAAGCAAAUAUGUUAGAUACACACCUGAACAGGUUGAAGCUUUGGAAAGGGUUUAUAUUGAGUGUCCAAAACCUAGUUCAUUGAGAAGACAGCAGCUUGUUAGAGAGUGUCCAAUACUCUCUAAUAUUGAGCCGAAACAGAUCAAGGUCUGGUUCCAGAAUAGAAGAUGUCGCGAAAAGCAAAGGACGGAAGCAUCUCGUCUCCAAACGGUGAACAGGAAGCUGACUGCAAUGAACAAGCUGUUGAUGGAGGAGAAUGAUCGGCUUCAGAAGCAGGUCUCCCAGUUUGUUUAUGAAAAUGGAUACAUGAAGACGCAGCUGACCAACGCUUCUGCGGUGACCACGGACACAAGCUGCGAGUCUGUGGUCACAAGUGGUCAACGCCAACAGCAGCAAAACCCAACAUUGCAUCCUCCCAGGGAUGCCAACAACCCAGCUGGUCUCCUCGCAAUUGCUGAGGAGACCCUGACACAGUUCCUCGCCAAGGCCACUGGAACUGCUGUCGACUGGGUCCAGAUGCUGGGGAUGAAGCCUGGUCCGGAUUCUAUUGGCAUUGUUGCUGUUUCCCACAAUUGCAGUGGUGUUGCAGCACGAGCCUGUGGUCUCGUAAGUUUAGAACCCAUGAAGGUCGCGGAGAUCCUCAAAGAUCGUCCAUCUUGGUUCCAUGAUUGCCGAAGCCUUGAGAUAUUGUCUGUACAACCUACAGGAAAUGGAGGAACCAUUGAGCUUAUAUACAUGCAGACUUAUGCACCUACAACAUUGGUGUCGGCACGUGACUAUUGGACAUUGAGAUAUACUACGGGGCUGGAAGAUGGUAGUCUAGUGAUCUGUGAGAGGUCACUUACGCCUUCCAAUGGUGGCUCGGGAGGGCCACCUGCUCCCAGUUUCGUGAGAGCUGAGAUGCUUUCCAGUGGCUACCUUAUCCGACCUUGUGAUGGUGGGGGCUCUAUGAUUCACAUUGUCGAUCAUGUCAACUUGGAUGCCUGGAGUGUGCCUGAGGUUCUUAGGCCACUAUAUGAGUCACCCAAAAUUCUUGCGCAGAAAAUGACCAUCGCGGCACUUCGAUAUAUAAGGCAAAUUUCUCAGGAGAUGAGUGGUGAAAUUCGUCACAGUGGAGGUCGUCAGCCUGCUGUUUUGCGGACAUUUAGUCAGAGAUUAUGCAGGGGAUUUAAUGAUGCCGUUAAUGGAUUUGCUGAUGAUGGUUGGUCGGUACUGGGAAGUGAUGGUGUGGAGGAUGUAACAAUUGCUAUUAAUUCUUCCUCGAGUAAACUUCCAUGUUCACAAGGAAACUCUUCUACCAUGCUCUCAAUAUUAGGGGGUGGAGUAGUUUGUGCCAAGGCGUCAAUGCUACUAAAGAAUGUGCCGCCUGCACUGCUCGUUCGUUUUCUGAGGGAGCACCGCUCAGAAUGGGCUGAUUACGGUGUUGAUGCUUAUGCGGCUGCAUCAAUGAAAUCUAGCCCCUAUUCUAUCCCUGGUGCAAGACCAAGCAAUUUCUCGAGCAACUUCCCCAGCAGCCAUGUCGUCAUACCACUUGCUCAUACCUUGGAAAAUGAGGAGGCCUUGGAAGUGGUUCGUCUUGAAAGCCGUGGGUUCUCCCAAGAUGGAGUUUUAUCACGGGAUAUGUAUUUAUUACAGCUUUGUAGCGGAGUUGAUGAGAACGCAGCUGGCUCCUGUGCUCAGCUUGUAUUUGCACCUAUCGAUGAAUCCUUUCCUGAUGAUGCUCCGUUGCUUCCAUCUGGUUUCCGUGUUAUACCUUUGGAACCUAAAACGGUUGGCUCAUCUCCAAAUUUAUUCUUACUCGUUUUCUUUUCUAGUUUAUCUUUAAUGCUUACAGAUGUCUGUUUGAUGUUUCAGGAUAGCCGUACAGCCUCCCGAACUCUUGAUUUGGCAUCCACAUUGGAGGCUGGAGCAGGUGGAUCACGUCCAUCUUCUGAUGACAAUAAUGAACUGAAGUCUGUGCUAACUAUCGCAUUCCAAUUUACAUACGAGAACCAUUCUCGAGACGAUGUUAUAGCAAUGGCUCGGCAGUAUGUACGCAGCAUUGUUGGAUCUGUACAGAGGGUUGCGAUGGCUAUUUCUCCAUCACGUUUAAACUCCACUCUAGGUCCGAAAACGUUAGCUGGGUCUCCGGAGGCUGUUACCCUUGCUAGAUGGAUUUCGCGCAGCUACAGGUUCCACACUGGAAUGGAGCUCCUUUUAAGUGACCCCCAAGCUAGUGGGGACUCCCUGUUAAAGUCACUAUGGCACCACAGUGAUGCGAUUAUGUGCUGUUCCAUGAAAUCAAAUGCUUCCCCAGUUUUCACUUUUGCUAAUCAGGCAGGACUUGACUUGCUAGAGACUACUCUUGUCGCCCUUCAAGAUAUAAUGCUUGACAAAGUUCUUGAUGAAACUGGUCGUAAGACAUUGUGCUCUGAAUUCUCCAAGAUCAUGCAUCAGGGUUACUCACAACUGCCAGCCGGAAUCUGUGUGUCGAGCAUGGGAAGACCAGUUUCUUAUGAUCAGGCUAUCGCUUGGAAGGUGUUGGACGAUGACGGCACAAAUCACUGCUUGGCUUUUAUGUUCAUGAACUGGUCUUUUGUCUGAAGGGGUGUCACUUCGUCGCUUUCAAUGGGUACCAAAGUUCAAAAAGAAAGAAAAAUGAAGACCGGAGUAAAACUUCUAAUAAUACUUCUUUCUGUUGUGUUCUACUUUGCUUCUAAGCUUCCAUAGACGUAUCACUACUGUUAUGUUUAGAAUAUUUGGAUCUUUGAAGUUAGUACUAUGUUCAUCACUCUUUUAUAAAGCAGUUCUGUGGAUUUAUAACUUUAUUUA
Papaver somniferum (opium poppy) is the source of this 3457-nucleotide messenger RNA. RefSeq names its product homeobox-leucine zipper protein HOX32-like. Lineage: Eukaryota; Viridiplantae; Streptophyta; Magnoliopsida; Ranunculales; Papaveraceae. Bases 542 to 3229 code for a protein of 895 amino acids. The transcript is spliced from 17 exons. Gene Ontology annotation, molecular function: DNA binding; DNA-binding transcription factor activity; lipid binding. The record is from RefSeq and is a predicted model, not a curated record.